Messenger RNA from Xenopus tropicalis (tropical clawed frog), 2628 nucleotides. It is a transcript of the gene xkr6, whose product is annotated as X-linked Kx blood group related 6. Gene Ontology annotation, cellular component: plasma membrane; membrane. The record is from RefSeq and is marked provisional. NCBI's taxonomy places the organism in Eukaryota, Metazoa, Chordata, Amphibia, Anura, Pipidae.
GAGAGAGAGAGAGAGAGAGAGAGUGUAGAAGGAGGUGGUGGAGGUGGAGGAGGAGGAAGAUGGCGGCAAAGUCGGACGGCAUGCUGGGGGUCGGCUCCGGUUUCGCCCAGCUGCAUAACCUGGACGAGGCUGUGGCCGCCGCUGCGGCUGGAGAGAGGGGGGGCGGAGGGGAGGACGGGGAGCCCGGAGAGAGCAGCUCCAUCCACAUCUGUCACUGCUGCAACACGUCCUCCUGCUACUGGGGCUGCCGGAGCGCCUGCCUGCGCUCCCUCCUGGGCAAGGGCAAAGGUGCGGGCAUGCUGGGCGGCCAGGCGGGGGGCAAGGGGGACAGGGCCUGGCUGGACUGCCUCUGGAUAGUGCUGGCCCUCAUGGUCUUCUUCUGGGACGUGGGCACCGACCUGUGGCUGGCAGCCGACUACUACAGCAAGAGGGACUACCUGUGCUCCAGCCUCACCCUGGGCUUCGUGUUGGUGCCCUCCCUACUGGUGCAGAUCCUCAGCUUCAGGUGGUUCGCCCAGGAUUAUACUGGCGGGGGGCUGGGGGCGGUGGAAGGGCUGAGCAGCAGGGGCCCCCCUAUGAUGGGGAGCAUUCACCACCACUACCAGCGGCAUCACCCUUCCUACACCGCCGAGAGGUUCUGCAGGAUCUCAGUCUGGCUCUGGCAGUCUGUCAUCCACAUCCUGCAGAUGGGGCAAGUGUGGAGAUACCUUCGAACUAUGUACCUGGGCAUCCAGAGCCAGAGGCAGAAGGAACACCAACGGCGCUUUUAUUGGGCUAUGAUGUACGAAUAUGCAGAUGUCAACAUGCUGCGCCUCCUGGAGACCUUCCUGGAGAGCGCGCCACAACUGGUGCUACAACUGUGCAUAAUGAUCCAAAAGAACCGCGCAGAGACUCUACCAUGUGUUUCCUCUGUGGCCUCCCUCAUGUCCCUCGCUUGGGUGCUAGCCUCCUAUCACAAACUCCUCCGUGACUCCAGGGACGACAAGAAGAGUAUGAGCUACAGAGGGGCGCUCAUCCACAUCUUCUGGCGACUUUUCACCAUCUCAUCCAGAGUUAUUUCCUUCGCCCUCUUUGCUUCCAUCUUCCAGCUCUACUUCGGGAUCUUCGUAGUGGUCCAUUGGUGCAUCAUGGCCUUCUGGAUCAUCCACGGCGGGACAGACUUCUGCAUGUCCAAGUGGGAGGAAAUCCUCUUCAACAUGGUGGUAGGAAUUGUGUACAUUUUCUGCUGGUUUAACGUCAAGGAAGGCCGGACUCGAUAUAGAAUGUUUGCGUAUUACACUGUUAUCCUGACGGAGAACGCUGUCUUGACGUUCCUGUGGUAUUUCUACAGAGAUCCCACCACUGACUCAUUUGCCGUCCCAGCACUGUGUUGUGUUUUUCUUUGUUUUGCUGCCGGGGUUGCAUUCAUUCUUCUCUAUUAUGGUGUUUUGCAUCCCACGGGGCCCCGCGCUAAGAUAUUCGCCAGCUCCUGUUGCGCUGAGUUGCUCUGGGGUAUUCCUUUGCCUCCCGACGUUGAACCCAUGGCGCCACAAACCCCGGGGUACCGCGGGGCCGAGGCCACACCAACCAGAGCCACCACGGAGCAACAGGAUGACCUUACUGCAGACACAUGCUUGCCAGUUUUCCAGGUGAGACCAAUGGUGCCAACUACUCCGUCGGGGCGACCUUAUUACCCGGAAGGGCCGCUGAUAAAGAUCGACAUGCCAAGGAAACGGUAUCCAGCGUGGGAUGCGCAUUUUGUAGACAGACGCUUGAGAAGGACUAUCAACAUUCUCCAGUACAUCACCCCCUCUGCCGUAGGCAUUAGGUACAGAGACGGCCCUCUCUUGUACGAGUUACUACAAUACGAGUCUUCUCUCUAAAGCUCCACCUACAGAGGAACCUUAUUUUUGUUUACGAAAAAAAAAAAGAAGAAGAAAAAAAAAAAAAAGACCCGCGGCUCAAUGAAAAAUAACAAAGGCCCCCCGCGAGCGGAAGCUUCCGCCGAGCUUCUCUCUCUCUCUCUCUGGCGGCCAUCUGUACACAAAGAUAUUCUCUAUGUUUUGUAAGUAAAAAAACAAACAAAAAAAGAACUUGGAGCGACGUACGCGCAAAGAGUCGGUAUCGAGACAUCCAUACUAAGUUCUAGGGCGGAGGGAAGGGUUCUUCCGCUCAGUGUUUUAUACAUUAUACACCAAGUGUAGAGAAUUUAUGGGAUUGGUGCUGUUAGAACAAACUAACCUUCAACUGCCUUAUGCCCUUUGGUGCUGAGUUUCAUUAAGUACUGUCACCUUUCUAAUGCAAAAUCGGUGGUUAUCAGUCAGGAAGCGAUCGAGCCUCUCGUCCGGCUGUUUCUCGGGGGGCGCGGUGUGGAGGAACGUAGAGCCGCACAUGAUGAAUGUGCCUCGACAGGGACAUAGAAGGAAGGGGGGAGGGGGUUUCCAGUCUUCUUUAACCCUUUCGCUGGCGGCCCUCCCGCCGGCAGCCGAAGGGUUAACACCGUAGGCGAAUUCUAAAAAAAAACAAAAAACGGUAUUUCUCUUUCCGGAAAUGGCAAACAAAAACCGUUGAGCUUUGAUCAUUGGAAUAUACAAAAAUACCCAAAGCGACACCACUCAGUAAUAAUAAAACUCAGCAAGGUAGCAAAAA